AUGCAAGCCGUCGUUUUCAAGGGCCCGUCCAAGGUCGCCAUCGAGCAAAAGCCUAUCCCCCAGAUUCAAGAUCCAACAGAUGCCAUCUUAAAGGUGCGAUACACUGCGUUAUGUGGCAGUGAACUCCAUGUCUUUCGUGGCCACCAGAAGUCCGGUACGGACUUUAUCAUGGGCCACGAAUUUACAGGUGAAGUCGUCGAGGUUGGAUCGGACAUCAAGAACCUCAAAAAGGGAGACCGAGUAGUCUCGCCUUUUACUACGAGCUGCGGAGAAUGUUUCUACUGUGAGCGUGGCUUCUCCUCUCGGUGCGCUCGAAGCCAGCUAUUCGGUACUACUGGACUUGACGGUGGACAGGCCGAAUAUGUACGCGUUCCACUAGCCGAUUCGACUCUUGCUCAAAUUCCGGCUUCAAUCGACGAGAAGAAGCUGGUUCUUAUGGCCGAUAUAUUCCCAACCGGGUACUUUGCUUCUAUGAAUGCUUUCUCAAACUCAACCCCGGAGGAGAUUCAAAACAGCACUGUACUCCUCUUUGGAUGUGGUCCUGUUGGUAUCUGUGCGCUUGUUAGUGCUCUCGAUUACAAGCCGAAGAAUUUGAUUGCAAUUGAUAGCGUGCCUUCCAGACUAGCACUUGCACAGAGUCUAGGAGCUGAGCCGUGGAAUUUCAAGGAGGACGAAGAAGGUCUACGCCAGAGGGUCAAGGAUCUUACUGAUGGUCGUGGAGCAGAUAUUGUUAUUGAGGUCGUUGGACAUAGUAGCGCUCUCAGAAUGGGCUUCGAUUUGCUACGGCCCUGGGGCCGUAUCUCGAGUGUCGGUGUCCACAACCAGGAUAUCCCCUGGACCGGAAACGAAGCCUACGGCAAGAACCUUCGUUUACAGAUGGGCCGAUGCCCUGUUCGGAGUAUCUUCGGCCAGGCCAUGGAACUUUUCGAAAAGAAGCAGGACACCCUCAAUUUCAUGUCUCAAGAUAUUCGGCCGCUCUCGCAGGCCGCUCAGGCAUAUGACGAUUUCGAUAACAUGCGGGCCCACAAGGUCAUCUUUGAGGCGGAUAAGUAA
This is a messenger RNA of Penicillium coprophilum, 1053 nucleotides long. RefSeq names its product alcohol dehydrogenase family protein. The coding region runs from base 1 to 1053 and encodes 350 amino acids. The record is from RefSeq and is a predicted model, not a curated record. The transcript is spliced from 5 exons. Gene Ontology annotation, molecular function: oxidoreductase activity; zinc ion binding. Lineage: Eukaryota; Fungi; Ascomycota; Eurotiomycetes; Eurotiales; Aspergillaceae.